AUGGAAACUAAGUGUAAAAGAAAUGGUUGUAAGAAAGCUUACAAUGAAAAUGAAAAUAAUGAUCAAGCAUGCAGACAUCAUCCUGGAAAACCCAUUUUUUCAGAUCUCAAAAAAGGAUGGACAUGUUGUAAUAAGAUAGUCUACGAUUGGGAUGAAUUCAUGAAAAUAGAGCCAUGUGCAGUUGGCAGACACACCAAUGUUGAAGCUACUGAAGGCAGUGAAUUUUAUUAGUCAAAGACUGUAGAGAAUGCAUAAAAAGGAAUUGAUAACUUUGCUAAUAAUGCUCCUCAGCCUGUUAGAAAAAUAGAUGACUACAAUAAAGAAGAAGCGGAAAAGAAGAAAUUGCUAGAAUAAUAAUAAGCUUAAGUAUAAAAAUAAAUCUUUGUUACUCCUGCUGGAAAACAUAAAUGCACCAAUAAGGGCUGCUUGAAAGAAUAUGAUCCUAAAGAAAAUACUGAAUGCUUUUAUCAUCCAGGGGAACCUUGUUUCCACGAUCUUAAGAAAUUUUGGACUUGUUGUAAAGUUGAAAAAUAUGAUUGGGAUGAAUUUAUGAAAAUACCAACUUGUGCUAAAGGAUCGCAUACACCUAAAGUAGUUUGAAAAUCAAUAUUAAAUUAUCAACAUACAAUACAAUUUUUAUUUUUACAUA
Molecule: messenger RNA, 649 nt
Organism: Paramecium tetraurelia
Lineage: Eukaryota; Ciliophora; Oligohymenophorea; Peniculida; Parameciidae
Exons: 4
Source: RefSeq, a predicted model, not a curated record